AUGCCAGAUAGCGACAGCGAUUUUGGAUAUGACUUCUCCGUUGAAGAGGAAGAGUUGCUCGCCCAGUUAGCUUCCGCUAAUCCCACAGCCCCGCGCCAACAAUCGCCACCCCAAGAUGCGAAGCUGGCCGUGAUAGACUCGGUUCCUGGAAGAUCAGAUAAGUUCGUCACCAGACAUGGCACAGCAGAGCCUCAGGAUCUUCCAGCAUUGGAUCGGGAAAGCCCUCAACCGAGAUAUGAACAGGCACCAGCAACUUUUGCUCCCGCUUCGUCAGAAAUCCAGCCCGGCAAGGCUGUUUGGUACCCGGAUCUGAAAGGUGAACUGUCGAUACUCGAGACUGAUUCGCGGCGUACUGUUCACGAGGAGUCAGGGCGCGACACCUUCGAUGAGUCGUUUGACAACUACCGCUCUCCAUUGCAACGGUUCCGCUCGUAUCCCAGAAAGCCGUUGACAGUUUCCGAUCUCAACGCAGGGGCAUGGUGCGAGCUCCAGUAUUGGUACACGUUAACGAGACUACCUGGUGGUCGGAGGACAAGGACGGUGGCAAUGCGACAGGGCACCAAGGUCCAUCAAAAGCUCGAAGACGAAGUCCACACUACCGUCAAGAUCGAUAUCACGAGUAAAGAGGAUGGGUUUGGUUUGAAGCUCUGGAACUUGGUUCAGGGACUGAGGACCCUGCGGGACACGGGUUUGACAAGAGAGUUAGAGGUCUGGGGGAUGGUUGAUGGCAACCUGGUGAAUGGCAUCAUCGACGGUGUCAGCUACGAAAACCCGAAUCCCGAAUUCCAAGAGGAACUUUCUAGUCAGGAGUCCCAAGGAAAUUUUCGACAAGCAUCACUGACGGAUUACUUUCCACCAACGCAAUCGGCACAAGCGCAGCACCCAGGGCCAAAGAUUUACCUCACCGACGUCAAGACUCGUGGGUCUCUCGCUCCCGUGAGUAACGCCCAGCUUCGACCUGCAAAGAUUCAGCUUCUUCUGUAUCAUCGAUUUUUGUCAGGCAUGGCUGCGGGGGAAUUAGACUUUCUCAAAGUGUUUCGACGUUAUGGUUUGGACCCCGACGAACCAUUCUCUGAUGGAUUCAUCGCACAAGUGGGCAGUUUACACGAUGAAAUAUUUUUCGACGCCCCUUCAAGCUCAGAAGCAGGCCCUGCAACGCCGGACUCCACUUCAGGGAGUGCAAAACCGACAGAGCCCGACCUUCUCAAGUACCGAACACUGAGAGAACUUCUCCCGCUAGUACAGGAAGAGUUGGCAGCCACGUUUCCCCACGGAGAGAAUUCACUGGGGCACAUGCUUAGAGUUCAGUACGUCCAUCGAAGCGAUGGCCGGGAGAUCGACCAACACGACUUCCCAGUAUCUCGUCAGGCAUUGGACGCCUACUUGUCAAAGUAUAUGUCAUGGUGGCGCGGGGAAAGAAAGGCAACAGGCGUCGACAUUGAGGAAGCCUUCAAGUGUCGGACAUGUGAAUUUGUCUCAGACUGCUCGUGGCGUCAGGCCCUGGACGACGAACGGUUGCGGAAAGCCCAGCAAAGGGUGCGGUCAAAGCGGCGCGAUUGA
This is a messenger RNA of Ilyonectria robusta, 1560 nucleotides long. Its product is annotated as exonuclease V a 5' deoxyribonuclease-domain-containing protein. The record is from RefSeq and is a predicted model, not a curated record. The coding region runs from base 1 to 1560 and encodes 519 amino acids. The transcript is spliced from 2 exons. Lineage: Eukaryota; Fungi; Ascomycota; Sordariomycetes; Hypocreales; Nectriaceae. Gene Ontology annotation, cellular component: nucleus; mitochondrion. Gene Ontology annotation, biological process: interstrand cross-link repair. Gene Ontology annotation, molecular function: single-stranded DNA 5'-3' DNA exonuclease activity.